Molecule: messenger RNA, 1173 nt
Organism: Thelazia callipaeda (thelaziosis nematode)
Lineage: Eukaryota; Metazoa; Nematoda; Chromadorea; Rhabditida; Thelaziidae
Source: the annotation of a GenBank genome assembly
AUGGCUUGCAUUAGGCAGGAGAAAAUAGGCCUAGGUUCAGGGUUAUUUGCAUAUCGUUCAUCUGGGCUAACUGGAAGUAAUUUGGUUGAUUUCACUACUAACACAUUUGCUAAUGAGGCUUUGCCAGUGUGCGCGGAAGCUGAACUUUACUCUCCCAUUAUUGAUAUUGCUAAGGGUGUUGAUCAUUCUAGUAGAUCAUUUUUUGACUAUGUUACUGGCCAAUGCUGGCAAGGGUCGUGGGGUCAGAGGGAAUGUGUGCGUAGGAAGGCGUGUCAAUGCUGCAGUUAUCAGAACAACGUAGGUAGAGGCCAGCCAACUUAUAUUUGGUCUCUGUCCCACCUACUCCGGGAUGCAUUGGGGCUGGGGCAUAAAUUGCAGGAAAGGGUGAAAGUUCACUUCGUAGCCUUGCACCCGCAUGGGAAGAGUAUAAUUUCCGGUAUGAUCUGUAAAUCUGGAUUUUUCUAUACGGGCAAAAUGGUAUGGGAUGCGAUGCCACUCAGGAAACGGCGGCAGUACAUUCAUGUUUGUAUGCAAGAGCAGAUAUAUGGCUGGAAGGGGCAGAAGGAGAGUGCAUUCUCUACUCUUGUUUGUCAGCAGCUGUACGCAGUAGUAGUGAGGAAGAGUUUGUGUCCCUCUUGGGGAGCUUCCCGCAUCAGUAUUUGCUCAUGUCUUGACAUUACUGUGGAUUCGUGCUUAACUGAAAGUUGCGGAGUGUCGUACGUAAUAUUGAACUCGUCGAACGUGCUAUCGGUGAGCAAAGUCUCAGGUGUCAUCGCGAGUUACCUUAUUUUUAUGGCUUCUCUUCAAACCCCCUUCUGCAAUAUUCAUAUGUUGAGAGAGCAAGUUGAUUUGGCUUUUCUUGUAUAUCCAUUGUUGAACGCUUAUAGUAUAUGUCACCAUAUGUCCAUUUUUCUUUUCAGUUCGGAGGAACGAAAUUUUGUGCUAAAUACAACUUUACAGGGAAGAUUUGCAGUUAAAAUGCAUUGGAAUGGUUUUAGUCAUGGAACCCGUAGGUUUUUAACUUUGCGAAUUAGUUUCAGAGUACUUGUUCAACUUUUCGUUGUUAAAGAAGGCGGCUACGUUGUGGAUCGUUUCAUCUCUAGGCUUGACCUCGUUAUACAUAUGUUGCUCCGCGACUAUACUAUUAUGUCAUUUGCAUUGUAUGUCGACUAA